Messenger RNA from Asparagus officinalis (garden asparagus), 960 nucleotides. RefSeq lists its product as uncharacterized. NCBI's taxonomy places the organism in Eukaryota, Viridiplantae, Streptophyta, Magnoliopsida, Asparagales, Asparagaceae. The transcript has 3 exons. The record is from RefSeq and is a predicted model, not a curated record. Bases 7 to 960 code for a protein of 317 amino acids.
UCAUCAAUGGCUUCUAUCAAUCCAUCAGCAAUCGUCAAACACACCUCAAACUUCCUCAAUCAAAUCCUAACUCAACCUGACAAUCUCCAUCGACUCCUCUCUUCUUCCAAGCUCAAACUACCCUCACCGAUCAACCCAACCCUCCUCCAAGCCUUAACUCUCUUCACUCAAUCCUCAUCAUCAAACUCCUCUUCCAUUGAAAAACUCCUCUUAUCUCUCUCAACCCCUUCUCCUCUCUCCUCUCUCCUUCUCUCCUUAACCUAUUCUAACCUCAAUCGCCACGUCAGUGCUUCCCUUGCCCUUCUUGAUAUCUUCAUCCUCGACCCUGCAUUUGCUCGGUCAGAAGAUCUUGCAUUGCCAGUGUUUGAGAGUUUGUUCAUUCCUUAUCUUGUGCCCGCGGUUCAGUGGUUUUCACAGCGAAGAGGGAAGGUUCUAGCAGGUUCUAGAAAGUUUGAGGCGAUGAGUGUUUUGUCGAGGAUGAGUGGGGGUCAGGCUAAGGAGUUGAGGGAGUUGGAGAGGGGGUAUGAGGACGUUAUGGAUGAGAAUUGCAGGGUUUAUGCUGAGUAUUUGAAGAAGGUUUUAGAAGGUUCCGAUGGCCUAAGCCCACCGGAGUUGGUGUUUAUGAGGAGUGGUGGUGGAUUUGAGGAGGAGGAGGAGGAGGAGAGGGGCUCUGUGAUUGGAUUGGAGAAAAGACAGUAUAACAAUCCAAUGUGGGUUGGAGAGGAUCAAUAUGUUGAAUUAUCCACGCAACCGAGCAGAAAAGACCAAAACAACAAGAAAAACCCUUCACCUUCAUACCCUAAAAGAGUCCCUUCACAUUUCCUCAAUAAGCACCAAUCUAAUGAGAGGAGAAAUACGAAAGGAAAUCUAAUCUCAGACCCUGGGCAAUCCUCCACAGAAUUUAUUGAGAAUUAUGAGGAGUCUUGGUCCGAAUAUGGACUUGAUAUAGAGAAAAAAUAA